Molecule: messenger RNA, 807 nt
Organism: Pseudomyrmex gracilis
Lineage: Eukaryota; Metazoa; Arthropoda; Insecta; Hymenoptera; Formicidae
Product: pre-mRNA-splicing factor CWC25-like
Exons: 3
Coding region: 1-807 (268 amino acids)
Source: RefSeq, a predicted model, not a curated record
AUGGUAGGACUGUCACCACGCAAACGACGAGGUUUGGUAAACGGAGUAGGGUCAAUAGCAAAGCAACUAUUUGGCACAAUGAAUGCAAGUGAUGAAAAAAUUAUAACUGAACAUAUUGGUUUGUUGGAAAAUAGACAGGAAGCGGAAGAACACGCUAUAAAAAAUCACCUAAAGGUGCUGAACGCAACGGUAACACAUCUGAAUACUGUGGAAAGCGUCAUUCAGAAAAAUGAAGAAAGGUUAGCAAAAUCAGUAUCAAAAAUAGUAGCAUCAGUAAAUAAACAAGCUCAAGUGGCGGAUAAUCGGAAGAAAAAAUCCAGCGAAAAAGGCCGAAUUAAUUACCACGAGGAGCAGCAAGCGUUAGAAAGCAGUGUAAGCAAAGCAGCAGCGGCGGUAAGCAGCGGCGUAAGCAGAGCAGCGGCAAGCAGCAGCGGGGAGUGGUGCAACGGCAGUAGCAGCAGAAAGCAUCGGGGACCAACAGCUGGACCAGAGGCAUCGCAACAUCGAGACAGGAAUGCGGCUGUUAAUCUGCAACCAUCCAACAAUUACGGUAAUGAUAGGCGCGAGACACAAUCCGAACGAACAAGUCGGGUUAGGAAUUUGAUUCCGGUACCAGAGCCGAAAACAGCGCCGGCUGCAUUGUACCAGGAACCAAAUAUAUUCAGACGGACCGUGGUGUUUGAUAGUAACGCGGAGUUACACUCAAACGUGGAACUCGAGCGGGAGUUUCUAUUUGAUCUUGACGGUAGCAUUUGCAGGGCGGUGGUAUCACGAGCAACGCAACUCACAGGCGUAAGUAUUCACUAA